AAGUAUUUUCAUCAAAUAGGCCUAACAGUAGUUGACAUGCCAGUCAUACUUGUACUAUUAUACUUACACGAGCAGGUGAUUUUAGAAAUCCCUGCAUUUUGUUGUGUAAGUGAUGGUUAAUAGUGGAAGUAGAAUGUGGAAGAUUUUUUUAGAGGUUAUAGUAAUGGGUUAAUAAUUAACUCAGUUGAUACUGCCAUGGGCAUUGUGCAAAUGGAGCUAAUUGUAAAUACAUGUAUUGUUUGCGCUGAAGUGGCACAUUAGAGUGAAAGUGCACUGAGCAGCAAUGGGACUUACUGCACGUAUGUUUUUUUAGUUUUGAUUUUAUCUCCGUUUUCUCUUCUUCUCUUUGGCCUUCUCUCUCUCUCUCUCUCUCUCUCUCUCUCUCUCUCUCUCUCCUCCACUGUCCCUUUGAGUGACCAACUGAUUUUUAUACUAUGUCACAAGGACAAUGAAAAGUCUACACUGAGGUCAGUCUAAAACUUGUCUUUGACUAUCCAGAUGAAGUAUUUAUGGCGUUUUGUAAUCUCAAAGAAGUUGUCAAUAUUAACCCCUUUAUAAAUUUGUUGCUACGAGUAUGGUAAUGACCAAGUCGUGGUGCAUUACUAAAGGGCCUGUGUUGUGUCAUAGUAUUGUAGUGCUAUGGUAGUUACAUUUCAAACACUAUUACAGCGUGCCACUGGAGGUACGGUGCACAUUAAGGGGCUACAUAUGUUAUUAUUCUUUCACAGUGCUCUUUUAGUUCACUGUAGCCAACACGAAUAAAUGUCGGUGUAGUUCUGAAUACAUCUCAUGUGCUGUGGGUUACAGGUAUUCUUGUCCAGAUCUUUGUCUUUGAUCAUUAGCAUUUGGACAUUUUCCAUGCCCAUAUAUCCAACUGUUCCGCUACACCUGACUUGCACAGCACUAUAACUUGGAGUGUGAAUGCAAAGUCGGGAAUUGCCUGCAGGAUUGAGUUGCUGCCUUCGGAGUAGCCUAAUGAAACAUUACUUUCAGAAAUGACACGGUCUGAUUGCAUUACGUUCCCAUGAUCAUUGAAAAACAUUCAGACACCAAAAUAGCCAGAUGCAUGACUAAGCAAUUCCUCCAUGUUUCAUGUGUCAACAUGUGGAUGGGGGGUGAUGGGGGUGAAGGCUGGUCGGCUUGUUUUGACAUAUAUCAGAGCUUGACAUUCAGUAGUGGCAACUGUAGUGUGUGUGUGACUCGUAUAGAGCCUUUGGGUCAUUUAAAGAUUAGAUUUGCAUUUCAUGACAGCCCUUGAGCAACUGACAUUUGCAUGAAAACUGUUGGAAGAACUGGAAGAACACCAACUCACCAAAGUCAUCUGUUCACACUCAGGUGCAUAAGUUUUAGUAGGCCAAUUGGUGAAUGAAUGCCUUCGUAGACCAUUAUGUCGAAAAUAGCACAUUUUAUGACAUCUACUGCAUGGCCACUUGACCUUUGACCUUUUGAAAUAUACACUUUCUUCAUUGAGUCUAAAUUUCUGGGAAGAAUGCAUUUUCCCAAUGCCAUGACAUUCACACAAGGAUGCUAUUAGAAGAAUUGGAGUUCUUGGAUUCUUGGAGUUUAUUUAUUUAUGUAGGCUUUAUUUAUCCAAUUUGCUCUUUAGGCAAUAAAGUUACACAUUUUCACAAUAUUAUAUAUCUGAGUCAUAUAAAUACAAAGAAAUUGCCUGUACCUAUUGGCAAUUGUUGGACUCACAGGGUCUUGUAGGGCCCUGAAAGACUUGAAGGAGGCACCAGAGAAAUUCUAAAUGGGAAUUCUAAAGGAGGCACCCCCAGAACAAGAACACAAAGUAUUCAAUCCAAUUCCAUGACGUGACGUCAGAAGUAAGCAAAGGGUCGAAUGAGCGCUCUGAAAAAAUGUGAGAAAAUCUAUUUCCACUGCGUCAAAAUAACCAAUCGAUAAGAGGCAGCCACCCAGCAAGUUGCCUGUGCGAGCAUGGGGCACCCGAAGAGUGGUCAGCGUAGGUCCGUCCCACGCCGGUUCAUUCUGGGAGGGCUGUUGCUGUCUUUCAUCAUGGCCUACUACUGUCUCUCCUCCACAGCUGCCAAUGUGCACGUGAUUUCAGAGGCGACCCCCUGCCUCCAGGCUCAGAGUAGUAGACCAUCCACCAACGCGUCUCACAGAUCCUGGCACCAGAAUGCUUCAUUUUGCACUCCAAAGACCAACCUGAUGUUCAUGAAGACCCAUAAGACAGCCAGCAGUACCCUUCUCAACAUCCUCUUCCGCUUCGGGGACAAGCACCAGCUGAAGUUCGCCCUGCCAGAUGGACGUAAUGACUUCUUCUACCCGGCCUUCUUCCAGCGAUCGCACGUCCACCGCUACACACCUGGCGCCUGCUUCAACAUACUGGGCAACCACAUGCGCUUCAACCUGCCGGAGGUGGAGCAGCUGCUGCCCCGUGACGCGUUCUUCUUCACCAUCCUUCGGGACCCGGCCGAGGUCUUCGAGUCCUCCUUCCACUACUACCACGGCGUGGUGCCCUUCACCUGGUUCAUCCCGGGGGAGGACAAGCUAAGGGCGUUCCUGGACAUCCCCUCGCAGUACUACAGCCCCGACGGCUUCAACUCGUUCUACCUCAAGAACCUGCUGAUGUUCGACUUUGGCUACGAUAACACCAUGGAGCCCGAUGACCCCCGUGUGACCUCUGCGAUCCGGGAGGUGUCCGAACGCUUUCGGCUGGUCCUGCUGGCGGAGCACUUUGAGGAGUCUCUGAUCCUGCUCAAGGACGCCCUCUGCUGGGACAUGGAGGACCUGCUGUUCCUCAAGCUGAACGUCAGGAGGGGCUCCUCUGUGUCCCGACUCAGCCCGGCGAUGAGGGCCCGAGCGCUGCAGUGGAACAGCGCCGACUGGAGGCUCUACCGCCACUUCAACCACUCCUUCUGGGCCAAGGUGGAGGCGUACGGUCGCGGGCGGAUGGCCAGAGACGUGGAGGAGCUGAGGCGGCGUAAUGCGGAGAUGAGGGCCAUCUGUGUGGACGGAGGAGCCGCCGUAGACCCCUCUGGAAUCAAGAACACAGAGCUGGCGCCAUGGCAACCCAUGGGCGAGAAGUCUAUUAUGGGGUACAACCUCAGGACGGACAUUAGCGCACGGCAUGCCGAGCUUUGCCGCAAGAUGCUCACGCCAGAGAUCCAAUAUUUGACAGAACUUGGUGUGAAUCUCUGGGUGACCAGGCUAUGGGGUUGGCUGACGGACAAGGUCUCCUGGUUCACAUAAGUAGGACCAGGGCUGCUGAAAGCUUUGGCUGGGCCUAGGACAAAGUCACCUGAAAGCCCCCCACCCCAACCCCCCACCAAAUGCAUACAAUAUAAUGAGGAGCCUAUUCUUGUCCCCCUCUCUUCCUGGGCCUGGGACAAUCGACCUCUUUGCCUGCUUCCCCAGUCAGCUUCCCAGAGUAGGACACUUUUGACACAGAAGGAGGACAGUCUGCUGGUUUCAUAGUUCAUUUAUACAUCAUUUAAAACAGUUUGUUGGAGACCUUGACAUGAACUUGCGUUCCUGUUUCACGGUAAUCACCUUGUGAUGCCUCGUCCUGAUAUUGUUCUGUUGCUUCAAAGACUGAGGCAAACUCAACGGCUAACACUUUCUGUGAAUAAUUUUGAUAUGUUGAUGUAAAUAAGUUUUAAAAAGGCAAUUCUUUGAUCACAUUAAUCUCAAAAUAGUUAAGCAUACUGACACUUGCUUAUCUGGAGCUGUCCUCAAUAUUUCAUUACAUUACAUUUCACUUAGCUAACGCUUUCAUUUGUUCAAAGCGACUUACAGCUAUUAUUUUUCAGGGUAUUGGUUACAGUCCCUGGAGCAAUGUGGGGUUAGGUGCCUUGCUCAAGGGCACUUCAGCCAUGGAUGGAGGUGUAGGGAGAGGUCAGGGGAAUUCGAACCGGCAACCCCUAGAUUGAAAGACCAACUCUCUAACCACUAGGCCACUUGGAUUUCAGGUCCUUGUGCAGUGACAGCUAGUCAUUGCAACAUUGUAUUACAUAGAUUAUCAGUUUGCUACUAUCUUUUUUUUAAUUCAGUGUACCUGAAAUGCAUGUUUUUUUCUUUGCUGUAUUUGUUGAAUGAUACUCUGGAUAUUAAUCCAUACCGGAGUAGUUGUAUUUCCUAUUUGUUGAAAAUAUGACUGAAAUAUAUUGCAUACUUUCUACUACUUGAUGCAGUUUUAUAAAAUAGAAUACAUAAAUAAAUAUAUAUUUACCUUAAA
Engraulis encrasicolus (European anchovy) is the source of this 4201-nucleotide messenger RNA. RefSeq names its product galactose-3-O-sulfotransferase 1b (gene gal3st1b). NCBI's taxonomy places the organism in Eukaryota, Metazoa, Chordata, Actinopteri, Clupeiformes, Engraulidae. The transcript is spliced from 5 exons. Gene Ontology annotation, cellular component: membrane. Gene Ontology annotation, biological process: galactosylceramide biosynthetic process; myelination. Gene Ontology annotation, molecular function: galactosylceramide sulfotransferase activity. Bases 1939 to 3216 code for a protein of 425 amino acids. The record is from RefSeq and is a predicted model, not a curated record.